AUGGCCACGGCCUGCAGCAUGGUGUUGCUAUCACCUUCCUCGUGCCCAUGCUCCGGGCCUCGGCCAGACAAGCUGGAGCUUCCGUCGCGCGAUAAUGGAACCCUGCAAAGCAUCAAGAUAUGUUACCGCUGCAUCUUAGCUAUGCAGAAGCUGAAUGCUGCUGCUGUGACUACGCCUGAGGAUGGCCUACCUGAGGAUGACCUUGCUGUGUUACUGAGAAGCGCAGUCAUGGAAGACAACACGGUGAUAAUGACCUUCACGAACAAGGCUUGGACGGCGGCUGGCUCGCUGCUUGACCUCUUCAUGGAGAGCUUCCAUGAAGGGGAUAAGACAGAACCCCUGCUCAAGCACCUCAUCAUCGUGGCCGUCGACGACAAGGCCUUCGAGCAGUGCAAGCUGGUGCACCCGUUGUGCUACUUCCUCGAGGUGGGCGGCGUCAACCUGACGAGGGAGCAGGCGUACAUGAGCAAGGAUUACCUGGAGAUGAUGUGGGCCAGGAACAAAUUCCAAACCCGUGUCCUGGAGCUCGGCUACGCCUUCCUUUUCACGGACAUGGACAUCCUGUGGUUCCGGAAUGCGCUGCUGCACGUCCCGGUGGGCGCCGACAUCACCAUCUCCAGCGACAAGUACCUCGGCGACGACCCGUAUGACCUGGAGAAGAACGCCAAUGGCGGGUUCGUCUACGCCAGGCCGAACCCGAGGACAAUUGGCUUCUUCAAGGGUUGGUACCAGGCGAGAUCUGGGCGCAUGAACGAACAAGCCGUGUUUGACAAGAUGAAGCGUGAGCUGUCGCUGCAGCACGGCGUGGAGGUGCACUUCAUCGAUACGGCCUACUGCGGCGGCUUCUGCCAGCCCAAGAAGGACUUCCGCCGGCUCUGCACGUUCCACGGAAACUGCCUCAGAGGGCUCAGCUUGAAGCUGGAGCGUCUCCGGGGCGUCAUGGAUGAGUGGAAGCAGUUCAAGAUUGCGAGGCAGGAGGAGCUUGCCAAUAAAAACAACACUUUAUCGGGAUGA
Molecule: messenger RNA, 1014 nt
Organism: Lolium rigidum
Lineage: Eukaryota; Viridiplantae; Streptophyta; Magnoliopsida; Poales; Poaceae
Exons: 5
Coding region: 1-1014 (337 amino acids)
Source: RefSeq, a predicted model, not a curated record